Molecule: messenger RNA, 1696 nt
Organism: Macrobrachium nipponense
Lineage: Eukaryota; Metazoa; Arthropoda; Malacostraca; Decapoda; Palaemonidae
Product: WW domain-containing oxidoreductase-like
Exons: 9
Coding region: 188-1435 (415 amino acids)
Molecular function (GO): protein binding
Source: RefSeq, a predicted model, not a curated record
GCUUUAUCCCGCCUACUACUACUGCUAUUAUUCAACUUGCUCGGUUGCUCUUGCUGUUGUCAUUCCUAGGUCGAGCAAAAUUUGUGUGUUGUUGGUGGGAGUUUAACAAAUUAGCUCAUUGUGAAAUAGAAGGUAGAUUCUGACUGAACUAGAUUGGAAAGAGACCUUCUUAAUUACUGUAAUAGAAAUGGACAUACCCGAAACAGAUAGUGAGGAUGAAAUGGCCCCUGGUUGGGAAGAGAGAUGUACUGCUGAUGGGUUGGUGUUUUAUGCACAUCAUGCUACACAGACAACACAGUGGCAUCAUCCAAGGACUAAUAAGAAGAAGAGGGUCACAGGAGAAUUGCCAUAUGGCUGGGAAAGGCAGAUCACUGAAGAUUCAAAAGUACUCUUUGUGGAUCACAUUAACGAAACUACAACGUACACUGAUCCAAGGUUAGCAUUUGCAGUCGAGGAAACACAGAGUUUUGGAGAUCUGCGACAAAGGUUUGACAGUAGUUCAUCAGGUCUCCAGGUUCUACAUGGAAGAGAUUUAACUGGUCGACUUGCGAUAGUCACUGGUGCUAACUGUGGUGUUGGUUUUGAAACUGCUCGGUCUUUAGCUUUCCACGGAUGUACAGUUAUAUUUGCUUGUAGAGAUUUAGAUAAAGCAGAGCAAGCAAUCAAGAAGAUUCGUAUCCAGAGGCCGAAUGCUCUAUGUUAUCCAAUGAAGGUUGACUUCAGAUCACUCUCAAGUGUGAAAGUAUUUGCUCAUGCUUACACUGUGAAAUUCAAACGGUGUGACAUUUUAGUACUGAAUGCCGGAGUUUUUGGGCUGUCGCAUUCUACUACCGAAGAUGGUUUUGAGACUGUGUUCCAAGUCAAUCAUCUGGCUCAGUUUUAUCUAGCUUUAUUGCUGCAGCCGCUACUUGUGAAAUCUACUCCAUCAAGAGUCGUAUUUGUAGCAGCAGAAAGUCAUCGAUUUGCAACCUUACAUUGUGGUAACAUUGAAGAAGAAGUUUUGUCACCAUUGUUCAGUGCUGCAUAUUCGUCUGUUAGGGCUUAUGCCAACACAAAGCUUUGCAAUGUACUUACAGCUCUUGAAAUGCAGAGAAGAUUUGGUGAAAAGGGGAUCAACUGCUAUGCAGUCCACCCAGGAAAUGCAUUAUCUACUUACCUUACCCGUCACUGGUUGGCAAUGCGCCUGCUGCAUGCAGUAGUACGUCCUUUUACAAAAUCCAUGCAACAGGCAUGUGCAUCAGUGGUCUACUGUGCCGCAAGCAAUGAUGUUUCAAGAUACGGAGGUAUAUACGUCAACAACUGUGUGCCUUGCUUACCUUCGCAGGAGGCUCUGAAUAGUAUCAUGUCAAACCGUUUAUGGGUAACUUCACUUACAAUGAUUGAAAAAGUCUUAGGCCAGAGAGCUUUCUCAGCAGAGACAGGUGAUCAGUUUUGAUGGCUACGCAUAACUAACCUUGUGCUUUUUGUAAAAGUACUGUACCAGUUAUGUUAUUUUUAGUUCAUUAAUCUCUUUUUAUCAAAAUAUGCUCUGACUUGCUACAGUUAGAUUCAUGUCUGAACUCCAAAUAGUAUACAAGAUAUUCUCUAGACCUUGAUAUAAACGGUAUCAGGUCUCUGCUCUUUUUUUUAUUCACUCCAAAAUAGAUUUUUUUUUCAGUCCUUAUGAACCACUGAAUAUAUGUAUAUCGCAUAUCAA